GGCGACAGUGGGCAUCCUUUUCGGAUCAGCAAGAAGACGGAUGACGCAUCCGGGCCUUUUCGGGGCACAGGAGCUUACACAUAGAUAGACUACCCAGCCAGAACCCAGUUGACUGCCUUUCGUGACACAUCAACCACUUCGAAUCUCCCGCUGAAAGUUCACGCGUUCGUUUCUUCCACUUUGUGCUUAAAUUCACAGUGUCUAUUCAAGCAGUUGUUUGGCUGUAGAUCUUCAUAAUGCAUAUUGCCAUUGAAGGAUGCUCUCAUGGAGAGCUGGAUACAAUAUACAGAGCUAUUCAAAGAUUGGAGGAGAUACACAAAUUAAAAGUUGAUCUCCUUAUUUGCUGCGGGGACUUCCAGUCAGUUCGAAAUGAGCAAGAUUUAAGGUGCAUGGCCUGUCCAACCAAAUAUAUGGAGAUGCAUGAUUUCUACAAGUACCACUCUGGAGAAAAGCAAGCCCCUGUCCUAACUAUAUUUAUUGGGGGCAAUCAUGAAGCCUCUAAUUACCUUCAAGAGUUACCUUAUGGUGGAUGGGUAGCACCUAAUAUAUACUACAUGGGUUAUGCUGGUGUUGUCAGAUUUGGAGGACUGCGUAUAGGAGGCCUCUCGGGCAUUUACAAAGGCCCAGAUUAUUUAAAAGGACAUUUUGAAAAGUCUCCUUAUUCUGGGGAGACAGCACGCAGUGUUUAUCAUGUCCGAAACUUAGAAGUGUUUCGUCUCAAACAGCUUUCUGGUGAAAGUGAUAUCUUCAUUUCACAUGAUUGGCCACGUGGAAUUUAUCACCAUGGACCUAAAGAGCAGUUACUUAAAUUUAAGAAAUACUUUAGAAAGGAUAUAAUGUCAAAUACACUUGGUUCCCGGCCUGCUGAAGAGCUUUUGAAGAAACUAAAACCAAAAUAUUGGUUUUCAGGACAUUUACAUAUAAAAUUCGCUGCUUUACUUAAACAUCAGGACGAAAAUACACACAAACCGAAGAUUACAAAAUUCUUGGCGCUCGACAAGUGCUUGCCGCGUCGGGACUUCCUCCAAGUAAUUGAAGUUCCAACCACCGAACCGUUAGAAUUAAAAUAUGAUGCAGAAUGGCUGACUAUCCUUCGUCUUACCAACCACCUUCUUUCUGUUAGUAGUCGUGCUGUCUACAUGCCAGGGCCUGGUGGCACGGAGAG
Messenger RNA from Macrobrachium nipponense, 1165 nucleotides. RefSeq names its product lariat debranching enzyme A-like. Gene Ontology annotation, molecular function: RNA lariat debranching enzyme activity. Gene Ontology annotation, cellular component: nucleus. The record is from RefSeq and is a predicted model, not a curated record. NCBI's taxonomy places the organism in Eukaryota, Metazoa, Arthropoda, Malacostraca, Decapoda, Palaemonidae. Gene Ontology annotation, biological process: mRNA splicing, via spliceosome.